CUUUCCCUGUUAGUUUCUGUCACGCGUGUCACGGCAGUCAUCUGAGCUGCAGGCGGUCCGCGGGUGACCCGAGCAGCACCUUCCACUCUAUUCCUAUUCACUAAUCACCCUCCCCGCCGUGUGCACACGCUGCGCGCCCCCGGGACCCGUCUCUAUGACAAGACUGCUGGUUAGAAAGCGCUGUCCAUCAUAUUGCGCGCAGCUGGCGACAUGGAAGCCAAAAGCAGUGCCGGGCUCCAGCCCGGGGGAGACACCUUCUAUUACUUUGCGUACGGGAGCAACCUGUUAAAAGAGCGGAUCCUGCUGGACAACCCGACGGCAUCCUUCCACUCCGUAGCGUUGCUGAAGAAUUUCAAGCUUGCUUUUGGCAGCCACAUGGGCAACAAGAACUCCAGAUGGCAUGGAGGAGUGGCUACUGUAGUUGAGAGUGAAGGAGAAGAGGUCUGGGGAGUUGUGUGGAAAAUGAAUAUUUCUAGUUUGAAUUCUCUGGACAUACAAGAGGGUGUUCAAGAAGGCAUUUAUGAACCAAUAGAGAUUAACGUCAAGACAGCAACAGGAGAUCUCACCUGUCGCUGCUAUCAAAUGAACAAGUGUGUUUAUGGACUCACUUCCCCCCAGUAUAAACAGGUCAUGUGUAUGGGAGCAAAGCAGAACGAUUUACCACCACAAUACCGGAAGAUGCUGGAAGACAUAGAAACCAACAAUUAUUCAGGCCCUAUACCCAUCAUGGAGAAGUUAAAAGAUGCAAUCAGCAGAAUACAUAAUGAGGGAUCACGCAACGUAUAAUGGCAAGCUUUAAUGGAAACCCCAAACAGAUCUUUACAUUUGGACUUUUUGAGAAUCUAGGACAAUGAUCAUAGCUGAUGCAAACCUUUUUUAAUACCACAAUCCAAUUUUAUAAUAUCAUAGAAACAUAAGACAUCAUUCUAACCCCCGUAACACUUUCGAAAAUUACAAAAUCUGUUAUUACC
Spea bombifrons (plains spadefoot toad) is the source of this 971-nucleotide messenger RNA. It is a transcript of the gene GGCT, whose product is annotated as gamma-glutamylcyclotransferase. Lineage: Eukaryota; Metazoa; Chordata; Amphibia; Anura; Pelobatidae. The transcript is spliced from 4 exons. Gene Ontology annotation, molecular function: gamma-glutamylcyclotransferase activity. The coding region runs from base 211 to 786 and encodes 191 amino acids. The record is from RefSeq and is a predicted model, not a curated record.